Molecule: messenger RNA, 261 nt
Organism: Adineta ricciae
Lineage: Eukaryota; Metazoa; Rotifera; Eurotatoria; Adinetida; Adinetidae
Source: the annotation of a GenBank genome assembly
AUGCCUCAUUAUGCCCCAUUAUGCCUCAUUAUGCCCCAUUAUGCCCCAUUAUGCCUCAUUAUGCCCAUUAUGCCCCAUUAUGCCCAUUAUGCCUCAUUAUGCCCAUUAUGCCCGAUUAUGCCCCAUUAUGCCCCAUUAUGCCUCAUUAUGCCCGAUUAUGCCCCAUUAUGUCCCAUUAUGCCCCAUUAUGCCUCAUUAUGCCCAUUAUGCCUCAUUAUGCCCAUUAUGCCCGANCCAUUCGAUUUCAAUCCAUUUUGUUAA